AUGCCUCCAAUUGCCAUUAUUGGCGCUGGACCAUGUGGCCUCACACUGGCCCGGCUUCUCGAGCGUCAAAGAGUGGACUACGUAGUCUACGAGCGAGAUGAGAGCGCCGCAUCAGCCAACGCCGGUGGCUCGUUGGAUAUUCACGAAGGGACAGGCCAAGCGGCGCUUCGAAAGGCUGGUCUCUGGGAUGCGUUCCGCAAAGAAGCAAGAUGGGAAGACGACAGGUUCGCAGUAUACGACAAGUUUGGGAAGCAGCAUCUCGACAUUAAGAGCAAUGGCGGCGUUGACGAGGCUGGCAGGCCCGAAAUUGAUCGCAAAGCACUUCGACAAAUUCUCCUGGACUCUGUACCGCGCGAGAAGAUCCAGUGGGGAAGCACACUGAAGGCUGUCAAGAUGCAUCAGGCUGGCUCGCCGUCCCUUGAGUUCACUUCUGGCACGACUGCGGAAGGAUUCAAGCUUGUGGUUGGGACCGACGGUGCUUGGAGCAGAGUUCGCUCACUGAUCACACAAGUGAAGCCUCGGUACUCUGGCAGAACAUACGUGGAAGCCCAGAUUACGGAAGAAAACCCGCUAUUCAAGUCAGUCCUGGACAAAUAUGGACACGGAACGGCCACUAUACUGGCAGGAGCCAACCAAAUGGUCAUACAGCGUCAGGGCAACGGCUGGUACAGGGUGUACUUCGGGAUUGAGGCUCCCGAGCAUUUCGUUGGCAGAGAGACCGACCCAGCAAGCAUCGAUGCGUUGCGACAGGCGUUGCUAUCCGACUUCUACAGCGAUUGGACCGAAGAGGCAAAAGACUACAUACGAUAUGCCGAGCAUUUCCGCAGCUGGCCGUUAUAUCAACUCCCCCUUGAGAGCCAGAAUUGGACGAACGUGCCAGGCUUGGCUCUGGCUGGGGAUGCAGCCCACUUGGCACUACCCAACGGCGAAGGCGUCAACUGUGCCAUGUGGGAUGCAAUGGAGCUGGCUAAGAGUAUAGAAACCCACGGCCUCGACAACUUGGACGGCGCGGUUCAGGAAUAUGAGAAGGACCUCUUGGUGCGAGGCAAAGCACACAUCGAAGAUGGCAUACAGCUCGGACAAUUGAUGACCCAUGAGAGUGGCCCAGCUGCAAUUGUCAAGGCUUUCCAAUAG
Colletotrichum orchidophilum is the source of this 1134-nucleotide messenger RNA. RefSeq lists its product as uncharacterized. Gene Ontology annotation, molecular function: FAD binding. The transcript is spliced from 2 exons. The record is from RefSeq and is a predicted model, not a curated record. Lineage: Eukaryota; Fungi; Ascomycota; Sordariomycetes; Glomerellales; Glomerellaceae. The coding region runs from base 1 to 1134 and encodes 377 amino acids.